Haemonchus placei is the source of this 300-nucleotide messenger RNA. Lineage: Eukaryota; Metazoa; Nematoda; Chromadorea; Rhabditida; Trichostrongylidae. The record is from the annotation of a GenBank genome assembly.
AUGACUUCAUCUUCAAGAAAAGCCUCGACUCUCCGAAUUUCCAACGCAGCCACAGAUCAUCGCUGGGUUAGCCGCUACGCAAGGCUACCUAAUGGUAUCACUGAGACAAGCAGUAUGCAAAUAAAAGGGCUGCAAGAGAUGAUGUGCGAAUCGCAAUCGGAAUGUACCUCAUGGAUUCGACUUUUCAGAGCCGUAAGUAGACAGAUUGACUUCUUUUUCAAUCUUUCCUUAGAAUGGUCCCAUUUUAAAGUCUUUGGAGUCGAUACCCUUCUACUGUUGCCCUAUCAUAGUUCAUUAUGA